AGUUAAAUUGCCAAAAUUGAAUAGAUGAUUUUAUUUUAAUAUUUAAAUAUAUAGAACAUAAAUAUUAAAACUGUACGAUGACAAAUAUCACAUCUACUUUGAUUUUUUUUGUCAAUGGUAAAAAGGUUGUUGAAACCAAAGCUGAUCCACAAUGGACUUUACUUUAUUAUUUGAGAACUAAAUUGAGUUUAUGUGGAACUAAAUUGGGAUGUGCUGAAGGAGGAUGUGGAGCUUGUACUGUAAUGAUAUCAAAAUACGAUCGUUUGAAAAAUUGUCCACUACACAUGGCUGUCAAUGCUUGUUUAUGUCCCGUAGUUAGUGUACAUGGAUGUGCUGUAAUAACAGUUGAAGGUAUUGGUAGCACUAAAACAAGAUUGCAUCCUAUACAAGAACGAAUAGCAAAAAGUCAUGGAACUCAAUGUGGCUUUUGUACACCGGGUAUCGUGAUGUCAGUAUAUGCAAUGCUUAGAUCUCUAGAAAAAACACCGGGUGAAAAAGAUCUAGAAAUCGCUUUACAAGGUAAUUUGUGCAGAUGUACAGGUUAUAGACCAAUUUUAGAAGGAUUAAUGAUGUUGACUAGUAGUAAUAAGACUACAAGCAUAUGUUCAAUGGGAGAAAAAUGUUGUAUGAAGACUAAGAAAAAAAUUGAAAAUGACAUCGAAUAUGUAGUAAAAUCUGAUUUUUUACCUUACGACUCAUCUCAAGAACCAAUUUUUCCACCGGAACUUGUACUAACUAAAAAAUUUGACGAGGAGUAUGCGGUAUUUAGAGGUAGGAAGACGACCUGGUACAGGCCAACAACACUUUUAGAGUUAUUGAAACUUAAGUCUGAACAUCCCAAUGCUCGAAUAGUUGUCGGAAACACCGAAAUUGGAGUUGAAAUUAAGUUCAAAGAUUGUCAGUAUCCUGUUAUGAUACAACCCAACAAGGUUUCAGAGUUAAAUGUCAUUAAAAAAAGUGUAAAGGGAUUAAUCGUUGGAGCUGCGGUAACUAUUGACAAAUUAGAAAAUGAGUUGAAAAAAUUGGUAGAUACCAUGCCAGACUAUAGAACCCAAGUAAUAAAAUCUUUAAUAGAGAUGAUUCCCUGGUUUGCUAGCAAACAGAUUCGUAACGUUGCUUGUAUAGCUGGAAAUAUUGUUACGGGAAGUCCUAUAUCAGAUUUAAAUCCAAUAUUUUUAGCUGCACGUUGUCAGUUAAAAGUUCAGAGUGAAAAAAACGGAAUACGAUUCCUGAAAAUGGACAGUACUUUUUUCACAGGUUAUCGAAAAACUUCCUUAAGCCCGGAUGAAGUGGUAAUAGAUUUAUUUAUCCCAUUUACAAAGAAACAUACAUUUUUUAAAUCAUUUAAACAAUCAAGAAGAAAAGAAGAUGAUAUAGCAUUAGUUAAUGCCGCAUUUUAUGUAGAGAUGUCAAAUAAUACGGUAAAAGAUGCAGAAUUUGUUUUUGGUGGUAUGUCAUCUACUGCAGUUAUAGCUCAAAAAACUAAAUCGUUAGUUAUUAAUAGCGAAUGGUCAGAGACUAUGUUAGAUGAUGUGUAUUUGGAGUUACUCAAUGAUUUACCACUGGCAUUAAAUGCCCCUGGAGGAAUGGUAACAUAUCGAAAAUCUCUUGUUUUAAGUUUAUUUUUUAAAUUCUAUCUUUAUGUGAGCAAUCAAUUACAUUUGGGAAUGACACACGUGGAAAAUAACUAUAACGCUGCUGUGAGCAUUUCAAAAUAUGCUCAAUAUUAUCAAAUAAAUCCAAAUUCUCAGAAUUCUGAUGAUGCUAUUGGUAAACCAUUAGUUCAUAAGUCAGCUAUAGAACAAACUACAGGCGAAGCGGUUUAUUGUAAUGAUAUACCUCCUCGUUCCGAUGAACUUUAUUUAGCUAUUAAAACGUCUAUUCAUGCUCAUGCUAAGAUAAUUAAAAUUGACUAUACUGAGGCUUUAUCAUGUUGUGGUGUGGUAACAAUAGUGGAUGAAAAAGAUUUACCUGGAAAUCGUAAUAUGGUUGGUAUAAUGCCGGUAAAAGAUGACUAUGUUUUUGCUAGAGAAAAGGUGAUCAAUUUUGGGCAAGUAAUUUGUGGAUUAAUUGCAACAGAUCCGAUAAUUGCUCAGGAUGCAAUUAAAUUAAUACAUAUUGAGUAUGAAGAAUUAAAGCCAAUAAUAACAAUUGAGGAAGCCAUUACAAAUGAAGCAUAUUAUGAUGCUCGAUGUGCUUACUGGGAAAAAGGGAGUAUAGAUCAAGGGUUUAAAGAGUCAAGUCGCUCUAUAAAUGGUUCUUUGAGAAUAGGAGGCCAAGAUCAUUUUUAUUUAGAAACGCAUUGCUGUAGAGCAAUACCGUUAAAUGAACACAAUGAGAUCGAAAUUAUAAGUGCAACACAAAGCCCAAGUGAAUUACAGACAUGUAUUUCUCAUUGUUUGGAUAUCCCAGCAAACCGUAUAGUUUGUAAAACAAAGCGUAUUGGUGGUGGCUUUGGUGGUAAAGAAACUAGAGGAUUUAUUGUAGCUGUACCAUGCGCAAUAGCUGCUAUGAAAACUGGAAAACCAGUAAGAUGUAUGCUCGAUAGACACGAAGACAUGUCAGUCACUGGUGGUAGAAAUCCAUUUUUAUGUCAGUACAAUGUAGGAUUUAAUGAAGAUGGGAUAAUGCAAGUAUUAGAUAUGUCGGUUUAUUGUAAUGCAGGGAGUUCCAGGGAUUUGUCCACGAGUACAAUUGAGAAAUGCAUUUGUCACAUAGCAAAUGCGUAUCAUAUAGAUCACGUUAGAGUAUCAGGAUAUGCAUGCGCAACAAAUUUAUCAUCUAAUACAGCCUUUAGAGGAUUUGGUGCUCCGCAAGGGAUGUUCUUUGCGGAAUCAAUCAUCGAUCAUAUAGCUAAAGAGUUGGGCAUUGAUUCAAAUGUAGUGAGAGUUAAAAAUUUUUACAGCAACGGUCAAAUUACGCAUUAUAAUCAAUUGGUCUCUAAUUUUACUGUAAAAGAUUGUUGGAACGAAGUAUUAGAAAGAUCCAACCACACAUUAAAAUUCAACGAAAUCGUAGAGUUCAAUAGAAUGAAUCGAUGGAAGAAACGUGGAAUCGCAGCUAUACCGACAAUGUAUGGUAUUGGAUUUUCAGGAGGAUCUACAUUUUUAAAUCAAGCUGGUGCUCUUAUACUAAUUUAUGAAGACGGCUCUGUACUGUUAACACACGGGGGAGUCGAAAUGGGCCAAGGAUUGCACACGAAAAUGAUUCAAGUGGCUAGUAAAGGCUUGGGUAUUUCCACGGAUUUAAUACACAUUAAAGAAACUAGCACGGAUAAAGUGGCUAAUAUGUCACCGACAGCCGGUAGUUUCAGUUCCGACCUCAAUGGGAUGGCUAUUCUUAAUGCAUGUGAGAUAAUUAAUAAAAGAUUGGAACCGAUAAAGAAAAAAAAUCCAACAGGUUCAUGGGCCGAGUGGGUGAAAACGGCUUAUUUUGACAAAGUGAACUUAUGUGCAUCGGGAUUUUAUGCAAAUCACAUUAUAGGAACAACAACAGACCAAGGCACGGUCAACUAUCAUUUAUAUUUUACUAAUGGAGCAGCUGUUUCGGUGGUAGAAGUGGAUUGUUUGACUGGUGACCAUGAAGUUUUAAGUACCGACAUAGUGAUGGACGUUGGACAAAGUUUAAAUCCAACAAUAGAUGUGGGGCAAAUCGAAGGGGCAUUUAUGCAAGGUUACGGAUUAUUCACAUUAGAGGAACUAGUAUACAGUCCAAAAGGAAUACUGUACACUAAAGGCCCUGGUACAUAUAAAAUACCAGGAUUUUCAGAUAUACCAAAACAAUUUACGGUUUCACUGUUAAAAGGUUCAGAAAAUUCAAGAGCUGUUUAUUCAUCAAAAGCUAUUGGAGAACCCCCAUUGUUUUUAUCUUCUUCGAUUUUUUUCGCCAUCAAAAAUGCAAUAUAUUCAGCUAGAAAAGAUGCUGGCAUUACAGGAUAUUUUAGACUUGAUGCUCCAGCAACUGUAGAAAAAAUUAGAAUGUCUUGUCAAGACACAAUUAUUGAUAAGCUGGAAAAAUAUGAAACUAAUACAGAAGAUUCAUGGAGUAUCAUAGUUUAAAUGCUAUUACAUUUUUUAUAAAAAUAAAUUAAUAUUUUAUAGUUUGAGAUAUAAAAAA
This is a messenger RNA of Sipha flava (yellow sugarcane aphid), 4116 nucleotides long. RefSeq names its product xanthine dehydrogenase (gene ry). Lineage: Eukaryota; Metazoa; Arthropoda; Insecta; Hemiptera; Aphididae. The record is from RefSeq and is a predicted model, not a curated record. The transcript is spliced from 24 exons. Gene Ontology annotation, molecular function: FAD binding; xanthine dehydrogenase activity; 2 iron, 2 sulfur cluster binding. The coding region runs from base 78 to 4058 and encodes 1326 amino acids.